Messenger RNA from Saccoglossus kowalevskii, 2169 nucleotides. RefSeq names its product short transient receptor potential channel 5-like. Gene Ontology annotation, biological process: regulation of cytosolic calcium ion concentration; calcium ion transmembrane transport. Gene Ontology annotation, cellular component: cation channel complex; plasma membrane. Lineage: Eukaryota; Metazoa; Hemichordata; Enteropneusta; Harrimaniidae. The record is from RefSeq and is a predicted model, not a curated record. Gene Ontology annotation, molecular function: store-operated calcium channel activity; inositol 1,4,5 trisphosphate binding.
AUGUCUCCCUACGGCAUAAUAGAAGACAUACUCCUUCACGUCAGUAAUGGUGACCAAAGUGUUGUCAUGGAUCACCACAAGGGGGCGCUGUUUGCAUUAACCGCGAAGGAAGAAACGUAUCUAAACGAAGAAACAAACGGUAAACUAACGCCAGUGGAAAAUGAAUUUCUGCGAGCUGUGAUCGAUCAAGAUAGUGAGAAAGUUGAGAAUCUCUUGCAGGGAGCUAAAGUUGACGUGAACUGUGAAGGAAGACGUGACAUGCAAGUUGUCAGUGCUUUACAAAUAGCCGCUGAAAACAACGACUUCUACAUGGUGAAACAAUUACUAGAUCACGGCGCAAAACGUCUGGUGGCGCUAGACCCACCAAACGACCACUGUGAAGAUCUGUCAACGUGUUUGCGCCGUUUGAGUGUGUACAGGGCUAUCUCGAGUCCAGCAUACAUGAGUUUGAGCAGUGACGACCCAAUGCAUGAGGCGUUCGUACUUGCCGAUGAGCUUCACAAACUCUCCAAGUCCAAUGGAAUAUAUGAUAUUUGUAAGGGUCAAUACCGACAGCUGGAAAAUCAGGUGGCCAGAUUUGCACAUGCGCUAUUGGAUAACUGCAUGACAACGAACGAAGUAGUCACAUUGCUACACGGAUCCCAUCAUACUGCAAAGACAAGAGGUACAAAAUGCUGGGCUACUGCAUUACUAGCCAUAGAAACAGAACAAAAAGAGUUCAUCGCCAAUUCGAAAUGCCAGCAAGUGUUACGCAGCGAAUGGUUGCGUGGUCAGCCCAAAUGGUCGCAGAGGAACGGAAUUCUCUGGAGCUUGCUGUAUAUUCUGUAUUGUUUAGUGGUGUAUUUUGCACUGCAGCCGUUUCUAUUUAUGGUUUACGUCGCAGCACCAUGUUCCCCUAUCUCGGUGAUAGUUACAUCGCCGAAGGCUCGUUUUGUGAUGUAUCUGGUAUCGUACACGAUGUUUGUUAUUCUGUUUGCAUUCACUGGGGUCAUUCACCUGUUGGUCAAAGGAGGAGCGAUCAACUAUCUCUACCUGUUCUGCGCUUUGUUGGUGUGGUUGUUUGGGAUGCUGUGGCGAGAGGUGCAGCAACGCAUCUAUCACGGAGUUCUAAAAUAUUCGGCCGAUUUGUGGAAUAUCCUGGACGUGUUCAUCACCACGUCGUUACUCGCCUUAUUACUUGCACAACUUUACAGCGAGAUGCGCGGGCUCGACACUCAGAACGAGACGUGGACGACACUAUUUCAACUCGCCGCUUUCGUACUGGUCUUGUCAUUUCUGCGGUUUAUGCAGAACUUCUAUCUCAGUACCACCGUGGGGAACAUGCUUCUCACGUUCAUUUCAAUGAAAACAGACGUCACUCGUUUUCUGUUCCUUUUUGGGUUUGUCGUCUGCUCGUUCACCAUUGGGUUCUUCUACCUCUACUCAGACGCGCAGUCGCCGCAUAAAUUUAAUUCUUUAGGCUCAAGUGUGGUUCAGUUAAUAUUCUCCAUAUUCGGCAAAGACAGCACGUCCUCUAUGUCAGCCACAGUGAUGGUCAAACUAGCCAGCGACGACGUUGAGAACACUCAAUACAACGCCUCCAACGUUGAUAAUGGAAACUUCAGUGCGUUACUGACUGACAACGCCAUGCAUUACAUCACGCGUGAUGUUGACAACGCCACGCAUUACAUCACGCGUGAUUUUGGUUACAUAUAUAGUGCCAUGGGUCUGACGUUGUAUGCUUUGUUUUGUUUUCUGGUUAUGUUGGUGUUACUCAACCUGUGCAUAGCGAUGAUGUCAGACACGUACACGAGGAUAAAGGAGAACAUCGACGUCGAAUGGAAAUAUGUUCGUAGUAGUAUUUGGUUGGAUUAUUUCAUUGGACCUGUGUUUCCGCCGCCAUUAAACCUGCUUCCUACGCCGCACGCCAUUAAGGAAGCAGUUACUUCAUUUUAUCGUUGUCUUUGUUUCAAGGAAUGCAAGACAAGCAAGAGUAAAGAUUUAGAGAUGAGAGGGUCAUACGAUGCAGCGAACACGUUGGACUAUGAAGAGCUGAUGCGCAUUCUGUUGACCCGAUAUAUUAGAAAGAUUGGUAAAGAAGAAUCCAAAGAGUUCGGUGUAAUUCGGAAUGGUGUUUCUAACGAAGACGACCCAAUUCACGCUACGCAAGUAACUACGAGCAUAAUGUAG